Messenger RNA from Anopheles arabiensis, 1743 nucleotides. RefSeq names its product procathepsin L-like. The transcript has 5 exons. Gene Ontology annotation, cellular component: lysosome. NCBI's taxonomy places the organism in Eukaryota, Metazoa, Arthropoda, Insecta, Diptera, Culicidae. Gene Ontology annotation, biological process: immune response. Bases 310 to 1341 code for a protein of 343 amino acids. The record is from RefSeq and is a predicted model, not a curated record. Gene Ontology annotation, molecular function: cysteine-type endopeptidase activity.
CAUCCGGGGGAGAAAAAAGUUCAAUCUGCAGCCAAUUCUCGUCGCAGAGGGUUUGCAGUGUACAGUGCGUGUGUGUUUUAAUUGUUUGUUUCCUGUUUGCUGUCUUUUUAAUUGUUACAGCCGUGUACAAGUUGUGUUUUUAACUAAAACGACCAUCGAGAAAAGUUAAUUAGCUUUUUCCUGCAGUGGAAAACCACCCCAGAGCCAGUGAUUCAUUGUAGAAGAGAAAAAGGAACCAAUUUUUUUGAUAUUAGCGUCUGGUUUGUGCGACGUCAUUUUGUGCUUUCUGCCAUUUGCAAUCGAUCAGCCAUGAAGUUUCUAAUACUCAUCCUCGGCUUUGUCGCGGCCGCCAAUGCGAUCUCCAUCUUUGAGCUCGUGAAGGAAGAAUGGACAGCAUUCAAGCUGCAACACCGCAAGAAGUACGACAGCGAGACGGAGGAGCGCAUCCGCAUGAAGAUCUAUGUGCAGAACAAGCACAAAAUUGCCAAGCACAACCAGCGCUACGAUCUUGGCCAGGAGAAGUUCCGCCUGCGCGUGAACAAGUACGCCGAUCUGCUGCACGAGGAGUUUGUCCACACGCUGAACGGGUUCAACCGUUCGGUCAGCGGCAAGGGACAAUUGCUGCGCGGUGAGCUGAAGCCGAUCGAAGAGGCCGUUACCUGGAUUGAACCGGCCAACGUGGAUGUGCCGACGGCGAUGGAUUGGCGUACGAAGGGUGCCGUCACCCCAGUCAAGGAUCAGGGACACUGCGGCUCGUGCUGGUCGUUCUCGGCUACCGGUGCGCUCGAGGGACAGCACUUCCGCAAGACGGGCAAGCUGGUGUCGCUGUCCGAGCAGAAUCUGGUCGACUGUUCGCAAAAGUACGGCAACAACGGAUGCAACGGUGGCAUGAUGGACUUUGCCUUCCAGUACAUCAAGGACAACAAGGGCAUCGAUACGGAGAAGUCGUACCCGUACGAGGCGAUAGAUGACGAGUGCCACUACAACCCCAAGGCGGUCGGUGCCACCGACAAGGGCUUCGUCGACAUUCCGCAGGGCAACGAGAAGGCGCUGAUGAAGGCGCUCGCCACCGUCGGCCCGGUGUCGGUCGCGAUCGAUGCGUCGCACGAAUCGUUCCAGUUCUACUCGGAGGGCGUGUACUACGAGCCGCAGUGCGACUCGGAGCAGCUCGAUCACGGCGUGCUGGCGGUCGGGUACGGUACGACCGAGGACGGCGAGGACUACUGGCUGGUGAAGAACUCGUGGGGCACCACCUGGGGCGACCAGGGCUACGUGAAGAUGGCGCGUAACCGUGACAAUCACUGCGGUAUUGCCACCACUGCCAGCUAUCCGUUGGUCUAAAAACCGGCGAUAGUGGGGGGAUAUUAGGAAGAGAGAGGAUACGGCAUUUUUUAUGUUGUGUGAUAUAUACAAAUUUAAUUACGAGGAGACAGAAGAGAGAGAAAGGAAAAUGCGGUUUUGCCGACAAAAAAGGUAACACACACCAAUACCACACGCAUUGAGCAGGAGAAGGGAGCAUUCCGCGAAUGUUGCCCAUAUUACUUGCGCCAUACAAGAACAAACACCUCUUUUUGAGUAAAAACUUGUGAAAGAGUAUCAUCUAAAACAUCAUUAAAAAACGAUUAACGGAUCGUGUCGUGUCGGUGUGUGUGUGUCAGGUUAAAAAAGGCGAAGUUCGUCGUUUUAAGUAGUAUUUAGCUUUAAGUUUACAAAGAAAAGAAUAAACGAAAAGCGUAGACAAUA